AUGCCUCCCGUGGUGCCGCGCAAGCGUCUGCGCUCAUCGCCUUCUGGUGACAGUUUAUCGAAGAAGUCCAAGGGCAGUAGUGCAACUUCAACGCAGGCUGGUCAACAGCGGAAAUCGACGCUUUACGACGCAUUAGAUGCAACAAAUGCGCCGCAGUCCACUUCACUCCUGGAUGAUUUCAACGGUGAAGAUGACGAUUCCAGCUCCUUGACUUCGCUCUCAGACCCCGAUUUUGAAGAUGUCAAACCCCCCGUCGCGGACAAAGCUGGAGACUCGGAGGAUGAUGAGGAUGUCGAGUUCGAAGAUGUGGCGGCUCCAAACGUAGAACAACAGGACGCACCCGUUGUUUCUGGUGAUCUGGAGUUGACUUUUCAGCCAACCGACCGGAAAUCACUGUACCACGAGUACUAUGGAGACAACAAGGGGCCGACAAAACGGGAUCGGCAGGGCCGCAAUGCCGCGCAUCGAGUUCACGUGCUUACCCUUCUCUGGCACAAUGCCAUCCGGAAUGCUUGGGUCUGUGACAUGGAGAUACAGGCGACAAUGAUCUCACACCUGACCCCUAGGCUGUGGGAAGAGGUCGAGAGAUGGAUGCGUAACAGUGGCUUGGUAAAAGAGCCACCAAAGCCCCCCAGGCCCGUCACAAGUGCGAAGGGCAAGGGAAAGACCAAGGGCAAAGGCAAGGGCAAAGCCGUCCCGGCAGCAGAAGGGCGCGACUGGGGGUCAGCAGCAGAAAGGCUUGAAGAAGGUGCCGUCAAUAUGAGUCAAGGCGAUCCCUUGGUCCGGUUGAUGCAGACCCUUUCAGCAUGGUGGAAGCAGCGCUUCAAGAUCACGACGCCCGGUAUCCGCAAAUACGGCUACAUGUCCUUGGAUCGCCUGGAUCGCUGGACCAAAGCGUGGAAGAACGACAUGUAUAACCCCAGCGUGGUCGGCGAGAAGCUGCCAACUCUAGACGAUUUCCGCAGGUGCGCCAGAAGCUGCCGUGGAAGCAGGGAUGUUGGCGCACAGCUUUUCACUGCGCUCCUGAGGGGCCUCGGCAUGGAGGCACGUAUGGUAGCAAACUUGCAAACACUGGGGUUUGGUUGGACCAAGCUGGAGGACGCUGGAGAGCCCAAGGCACAUGGCGCCACCGAGACAACUCCAAAGAAAGUGAGUGUGACGCCUACUAGCACAGGGAAGAGCAAGGCCCCUGGCAACGAAGAGGGCAAGACACCAAAGACCAAUAAGACAUCGACGGGGUCCAAAAAGCGCACUGGCCGCAGAACUGGAAAAUCCGACGCGAUCGUGAUAGACGAUUCCGACGACCUCGACCUCGAAUUCAAGGAUACGGACGACGAGUCCGUGGUGGAGCUUGAAGUCCUACCUCGAAGGCACCCAAACCCCACAAAGAGAUUCGACGAAGAUCUUGAGUAUCCUCAUUAUUGGACCGAAGUCCUAUCUCCUGUCACCCAGAAGUAUCUGCCUGUGGAUGCAAUUGUCAAAAGCGUUGUCGCCACCAACAGGGAGCUUGUCGAAAGCUUUGAGCCUCGAGGAUCCAAGGCUGACAAGGCCCGCCAGAUAAUGGCGUACAUUGUUGGCUACUCUUCAGACGGCACCGCCAAAGAUCUCACUGUGAGAUACCUCAAGCGACAGAUGCUUCCCGGACGAACAAAGGGAAAUCGGGUGGGACUUGAAAAAAUACCAGUGCAUAAUCGGUACGGCAAGGUCAAGCGAUAUGAGCACUUCGAUUGGUUCAAAACAGCCUUGUCUGGCUAUACCAGAGGCCACCAAUCGGUACCAAUAACAGAAAUUGACGAACUAGAAGAAGCAACGGACUUGAAGCCUGCGCAGCCUGAGAAGAAGGAGAUCAAAGAAGGUGAAGAGACCCUUCAAUAUUACAAACAAUCCAAGGACUUCGCUUUAGAAAGACAUCUGAAAAGAGAAGAGGCGCUAAAACCCGGUGCCAAGCCAGUCAAGAUCUUCAAGAACAAGGCGAAAGGUGGCAAGAUCGAGGAAGAGGACGUUUACUUGCGCAAGGACGUAGUGAACGUGAAGAGUGCCGAAACAUGGCAUAAGCAAGGCCGCGCACCACUUCCUGGCGAGCAGCCGCUCAAGCGUGUGCCUUAUCGCGCCGCCACGACAAAUCGACGCAGAGAACUCGCCGAAGCAGAGGCGGCCACGGGCCAGAAGGUCCUCCAGGGCUUGUUCAGUAUUGGGCAGACCGACUGGAUUAUCCCGCCUCCAAUUAAGGACGGUGUCAUUCCCAAAAAUGACUACGGCAAUAUUGAUCUCUUUGCGGAGCACAUGUGCCCAAAAGGAGCUGUGCACAUUCCUUACCGCGGGGCCGUCAAGGUCUGCAAGAAGCUGGGGAUUGACUAUGCCGAGGCCGUAGUUGAUUUUGAGUUUGGCCAUCGAAUGGCUGUGCCUGUGAUCCGGGGAGUUGUCAUUGCUGAAGAAUACCACGAUCAGGUAAUGGAGCAGCUAGAAAAGGACGAGGCCGAACGCGCUCGUAAAGAGGACGAGAAGCGUCGGAAGGUUGCCCUGGGCAAAUGGCGAAAGUUCAUCAUGGGCAUGCGCAUCGUCGAGCGUAUUCAGCAGGAGUAUGGCCAGGUUGGGGCUAAUGUCUCCGUGUUUGGGCCCAAGAAGGGAUUGAACUCGAUACACAACGAGCCGGUACCCCAGGCUCACGACAACGAGGAGACAGCCGGUGGGUUCCUUCCUGAGGGCUAUGAAGAAGAGGAGGAGGGCAACGAUGACGAUGCUCGUGCUGCUACUCACCAUACCUCGGGUUUCUUCGCAACAGCAGCACACGAUAACGACGAGGACUAUGACGGGCACGAUGACUUGGUUAUGGAGGAUCAUCAGGGCGAGGGUAAGCUGGACACUGUGGAAACACCCUUGUCAGUAUCUCCUUCACCAGAGGACCAGCAGCCGGAGAGAGCGCCGUCGGAAGAAGCCGACGAGGCAGGAGAGUCGUCAAAGGAGAGCGAAGACUGA
This is a messenger RNA of Emericellopsis cladophorae, 2976 nucleotides long. Its product is annotated as DNA repair protein-like protein. The record is from RefSeq and is a predicted model, not a curated record. The transcript has 3 exons. NCBI's taxonomy places the organism in Eukaryota, Fungi, Ascomycota, Sordariomycetes, Hypocreales, Bionectriaceae. Gene Ontology annotation, cellular component: cytoplasm; nucleus; nucleotide-excision repair factor 2 complex. Gene Ontology annotation, biological process: mismatch repair; nucleotide-excision repair. The coding region runs from base 1 to 2976 and encodes 991 amino acids. Gene Ontology annotation, molecular function: single-stranded DNA binding; damaged DNA binding.